Lentinula edodes (shiitake mushroom) is the source of this 1371-nucleotide messenger RNA. RefSeq names its product delta-5 fatty acid desaturase. Gene Ontology annotation, cellular component: membrane. Gene Ontology annotation, molecular function: oxidoreductase activity, acting on paired donors, with oxidation of a pair of donors resulting in the reduction of molecular oxygen to two molecules of water; heme binding. Lineage: Eukaryota; Fungi; Basidiomycota; Agaricomycetes; Agaricales; Omphalotaceae. The coding region runs from base 1 to 1371 and encodes 456 amino acids. The record is from RefSeq and is a predicted model, not a curated record. Gene Ontology annotation, biological process: lipid metabolic process. The transcript has 9 exons.
AUGCAUGUUCACUAUUCGGACAUUAAGCUCACUGCGCCAGAUUUCACCUCUAAUAUUGUAACCCUGGAAGAACUGAGGGCAGCUUGCGAAUACGAUAAAGUUUGGGUCUCUGUUGAUCGGGUAGUGUAUGAUUUGACAGAGUUCAUGAAUAAGCACCCAGGUGGAUGGGAGUUUUUAUAUAUGGCUGCAGGAAAAGACAUAUCACAAGUAUUCAAAUCCUAUCACGGACAAGCUCAGCAUCAAGUUCUACUCAAGUACCAGAUAGGAAUUCUAUCGGGGCAAGAUGUCCCUUCAUUCCCACCGGAAGAUGAAUUUUCUUUGACACUGAAAGAACGAGUCAAUAAUUAUUUUAGAUCUACAAAAAUAGAUCAGAGAAGCUCUCCGUUUGCAUAUGUCAGAUACUUUCUCAACACAAUUGCCUUGUUGGUUUUUUAUUCAUUGCAGUGGACAACAUUUCUCCACACUGCAUUGAUGUUCUAUAUCAUGGCAAUUGCUUACGGAGCAGCACUGGCUCAGUACAGUCUUUCUGCUAUGCAUGAUGGCUCUCAUGGGGCAGUCAGUUAUAGCCCCGCAUUUUGGAGACUGCUUGCGAUGGGACAUGAUUUUCUAAAUGGAUGUUCAAGCACCUUGUGGGUAUAUCAACAUGUUAUGAGCCACCAUAUUUUCACAAAUGUGGAAGGUUUUGAUUCUGACAUUGACACGUCCGACAUGGAAUUUUACCGCAUCAAGGAAUCUCAAAAAUAUUCCCCCAUCUACAGAUUCCAGUCCAUAUAUUCACCAUUCCUGUAUUUUUUUCUUGGAAUAUCUAUCCGUAUUGGAGAUAUGUGCAACUACUAUAGAGGGCGCCGAGGUCCACUCAAAGUCAAUCCCUUUACUGCCUCUCAGAAUCUGAUUUUUUGGGGGGGAAAAAUAUUUUUCCUGAUGACCCGGAUUACUUUCCCCUUGUAUUUGGGAGCCACACCCCUACGAGUCAUCACCGCAUUCCUCUUGACAGAUUUCACCUUCUCGAUCAUAGUCACAAUGAUUUUCCAAGCGACACAUCUCGUUGAUAGUGUAGCAUUCCCUCAAGUGAAUCCUGAAACAGGGAACAUCGAUGUGGACUGGGCUCGUCUGCAAGUGGAAACUGCACAAGACUUCAGUCAUGAUAAACCAUUCAUGACGUUUUUCUCGGGCUCUUUGAACUAUCAAGUAGCACAUCACCUCUUUCCUUCUAUUGCCCAGGAGCACCUUCCUGCCGUAGCGAAGAUUGUACGUCAAACUGCAAUUGAGUUUGGUGUCAAGUAUGAAAUUAAGGAGGGUCUCUGGGCUGCAAUAGGGGGUCACAUUGGGCUGCUCAAAAUGCUAGGCACUCCGCCCACUAGCUCUCACUAG